AUGUUACCUUCUACUGCCAUUGACAAAUAUCGAAUCCCGUUAUCAUUUGGUUUAAUAUUCAACUCAACAAAAUUAUUCCUAAAACAUAAUCAUUCUACAUGGUAUGGAAUUAUCGGUUUAGGCUUCACAUCAUUAUUUGUUAAACCACACCAAAUAACAAAUCAUAGCCAAGAGGAAAGAAAUGCCAUCUUUACUAAAUUAAAGAUACAACCAACCAAGUCGAAAUUGUCUCAACCAAUUAGUUAUAUGGAUAAACUGAAUCAAUUCUGGAAAAUACCAAAACAGUUUGGAUUAUUGUUGUGUGGAACAACGCUGAAUAAGAACCAAGCGCUUAACUCAAGACAAAUGUCAGGUAAACUGUUGAUUGGUCAAAUGAAUCUCAGUCUUCUACUCCCAUCUGCUCCUCCUUCUUCUUCAUCUUCAUUAUCAUCAGUAUCAAAGAUGAACAAUUUCAAGGCAUCCAGUACCUAUUUUACUCCAAUCCGUAAACCAUGGUAUUAUGAAAUUAUUUUAACUAAUCUGAUUGUCGGCGACAUGAGUUUAGUGGUGAACUGUAAAGAACUGAAUGUCGACAAAACAAUAAUUGAUAGUGGAACAACGAAUAUAUAUUUACCAAGGAAUAUUUUUCACCGAUUAGUCAGUGUUAUGAAAGCAAAGGUGAAUGAAAAUCCUGCACUGGCUGAACUUGCUUCUAAAACUUCAUUUUGGCAUGGUAAAAGAGCAUACUGUUUACGUGUAACCAGUGAAGACAGUAAAGCACUACUGUAUAAAUCGUUUCCACAAAUUGAAUUCCAUCUGGUUUCAAGUAUAAAUACAACGAAUCAGAUACUUUCAUUAACUUUCUCUCCACAACAAUACGUUCGUUAUCUUGGUCAAAUUAGUCAGCAUAAUCAGAGUCGUAAUUGUUUCGCAUUUGCUAUACAACCAACUCAUAAGUAUACAAUAUUGGGUUCAGUUUUUCUUGAAGCUUAUUACACAACAUUUGAUCAAGAAAAAAUGCAGAUAGGAUUUUCCAAUUCACCGUGUAAUGCAUACACAAAUAAUCCAAAUCUUUUAGUAGUAUCUAAGGUGAAUGGAUUAAAACACUGGAAUAAUACACAAAAGUUCAUAUCAGAGACAAAUAGAUUAAUAACGCAAAGGUUUGCUAUUCAAUCACCAUUAGAUUGUGCCGUUUACACACCAACUACAGAUGAACAAUUCGCCUUAAUUUCAAAUAUUCUUACAUAUACUAUUUGGUCAUCUCUGUCUAUCUAUGCUGUUUUGAUUCCUUUAUUGAUUUUAUUAAAUAUAAAGUUUUUUUAA
Messenger RNA from Trichobilharzia szidati, 1302 nucleotides. The record is from the annotation of a GenBank genome assembly. NCBI's taxonomy places the organism in Eukaryota, Metazoa, Platyhelminthes, Trematoda, Strigeidida, Schistosomatidae.